AUGCAGCGUAGUAUCAGAGGCCAUUGUGACCACUCUCUGGUAGACCGCGAAGAAGGCAUCAGGAUGGAAACGGAGCGCCAAAUGAAAGGAAGCCAGAUGGGAUUGGGAAUGAAGCGGGAGAGAGAGCAGCAUGCAAACAAUGGCAGUGCUGCGCAGAGAGACACGGACACCAACUUCUGGAUGCGCGAAGAUUACGGCCCUCAGGAUUCCAGCAGUGACGUCAGCGAUAGCGCUGAUGACGUGGAUCUCGACGAGCCGGAAGAAGGGCAGGGGGAGGUGGCUGAGGACGUCCCGGAGACUUUGAACAAUCUUCUUUCUGAAAGUCACAUCCACAGGACUUCGCGGCGCAACCAGCGGAAAAAGCCGCGCGUCACAAAGACUGAGGAGGACGGGCGGUCGGUCUUCGUCGGGCGGCUGCCCGCGAAUGCGACGUCUCAGGUCCUUCGGAACCGCUUCACGGAGUUUGGACACGUGGCGGGCGUGGAAGUGCGGUCCUUCAAGACCAAGAAAGGCCAGAGAACGUACGCGUACAUCGAGUUCGCGGAUCCACAGGCUGCAGCGAGGGCACUGAAAGCGUCGCCAAUUCGUGUCAAGGGAAUGAAAGUCUACGUGGGCUCAAUCCGCAGACGGGAGCCGCCGCAGCAGGGUUCUCGGAAAGGUUACGACCAGGCAAAGGGCAUCGCCAAGCCAUCUCCGACACUCAAUUUUGCAGAAACCGGACUUCCUGCCAAGCUCGAAACCCACCCGACCGCUUCAACCGAGAUCUUCAUUGAGGACGGGGCGAAUGCACCGGCUACCCGGGUUCUGGCAACCGGGGGAGAAAUAACCGGAAGAAUCGCUCUGGAAAGUGCUCCAUUCCCCAACGUUCCGUUCCCGCCAAAGCCGCCAGCGUCUGAGGCAGCCCGGUUCAAUGUCCCGGUCGACUUUGACCGGUCGGAGAAGCUCCCCGACCAGAUUGAGACUGAGCCCAUGUCUCCCACUUUUCCGGGCCGUCGUUCUAGCGCGAUUCACGAGAAGAAGGCGCCGUCCCUGAGCACGGUUCCGGAGAUCACACCGCUCGAAGAAGAGGACAAAGAAGAGGUACUUCCUGCGGAUGCCGCGCAUGCGGCCGCGCGCACGUCGCUGAAAGCCUGCGCGAUCGCGAAACCGGAGCCCAAACCCGUCAACCCGAACGCCAAGCCCGGCCCCGCGCGCUUCAAGCUCGUGGAAUUGCAGGACGGCUCCUUCACCGUGCUGGCGCCACGUGGCGGCACCGCAGACGCGGUCGCUGACGUCAUCGACAUACCCGUCAAAGGCGCCCGGGAGCACGAACCGGGGGCCGACAUGGAAGUGGUCCCGGCGCCGCAGGAAGCGCAGCCGGGCGCGGCGCGCGGGGCCGCGCUCUCUACCCUCGACCAGACCCACCUCCCGAAUGACGUCAUCGCAAGCCUCGAGACCACCAAAAGCCGCCCCAAGAGUGCGAAUUACGUCAGCGCGAGCGCUCAAGCGAUCGAUGGCGUCAGCCCAAACCCCGAAACCCUUCCCGACGCCGCCAUGGGGGACGGCUCCGACGACGACAUGCCGCCGCUCGAGAACAUCCCCGACGCGCGGCCGGCCGCGGCUGACGUCAUGGUCCUUCCCGGCAAGCGCGCGGCGUUCGUGGGCGGUGAGAACGCUUUCGAGAUUGGCGCCACGUCAGCCGCGGGGGCGCGUUCACACCGGAGGAACAAGCGCGGGAAGGAGGCCGAGGAGCGGCCGCCCAGGGUGCCGUACUACCGGAACUACAGCCGCCCGCGCAAGGCGCCGAUUUACACCCACAUGGUGGUCGCCGCGUUCGCGUUCUUCCGUGAGCGUGUGGCGGCCGCGGGCGGGCGCGAGCUGGCGCGCGAGCUGCUAGAGUGGCUGGUGUCGCCCGAGGUGCUCGAGACCGCCUCCCGGGACCCGUCCGCGCUGCAGCUGCUCUUCGGCGACACCCGGUGGAUCGCCACCGGCCUGACCGGGCUGCCGCCGCCGGAGCGUAACGCUCAGCUGGAGCAGCUGGAGGAGCGUUACCGCCGAAGCACAGACGAGCGUGUCACCAUCGACAAGGUGCACCGGGACUCCUUCGCCGAGCGGGUGGAGCGCUUCUGUGCGCUGUGCGGAGUGGACCGGUACAAGGACCCGGUCUGGUCCUUCACGGGCGGGGUGUGA
This is a messenger RNA of Klebsormidium nitens, 2169 nucleotides long. NCBI's taxonomy places the organism in Eukaryota, Viridiplantae, Streptophyta, Klebsormidiophyceae, Klebsormidiales, Klebsormidiaceae. The record is from the annotation of a GenBank genome assembly.